Molecule: messenger RNA, 492 nt
Organism: Candidozyma haemuli
Lineage: Eukaryota; Fungi; Ascomycota; Pichiomycetes; Serinales; Metschnikowiaceae
Exons: 1
Coding region: 1-492 (163 amino acids)
Source: RefSeq, a predicted model, not a curated record
AUGUCUCGGCCAAAGCUGUACAGUCCUUGGGACUACCAGGAGAAGAGCAUGGAUCUAGAUCUAGGCUUUUCCUGGGGCUUGCAUCCAAUUGAAGUUGGAAGUCCCAUGAAGAAACAGAAGUUAGGUGAAAGCAUUACAAACCAUGAACAAUCGGUAGGAAGCUUUGAUUACGUUCGCCUUCGACUGGCGCCCAACAUGGCACAUAACGAGAAGGUUUGCAACUGGUUUGACGAGUUGCCAUGGUACUUUCAUCCUGAUGGUUCCAUCUUUCAUACUUUUUACUCAGCCACGGCCAGUGCUUCUACAUCCUCAAGUAUAGGAUGUUGUUUCGAUGACACUGAUUUCGUCAUUGAGUAUCAAUUGAAGAAGAUUACGAAAAUGGUCCGGCUCAAUUAUUUAAACGAACCUGAACAAGUCGCUAAACUAGAAGACGUCUCCGAUAAUAGCUCUCCGAUGGAAACUCGAGCUGAGUCUUUUAUAUCCUCUGAGUAA